Seriola dumerili (greater amberjack) is the source of this 3088-nucleotide messenger RNA. It is a transcript of the gene pfkfb3, whose product is annotated as 6-phosphofructo-2-kinase/fructose-2,6-biphosphatase 3. The record is from RefSeq and is a predicted model, not a curated record. NCBI's taxonomy places the organism in Eukaryota, Metazoa, Chordata, Actinopteri, Carangiformes, Carangidae. The coding region runs from base 192 to 1781 and encodes 529 amino acids. Gene Ontology annotation, cellular component: cytosol. Gene Ontology annotation, molecular function: ATP binding; fructose-2,6-bisphosphate 2-phosphatase activity; 6-phosphofructo-2-kinase activity. Gene Ontology annotation, biological process: fructose 2,6-bisphosphate metabolic process; fructose metabolic process. The transcript has 14 exons.
GCAGACCGGCAGAUUAGCCCCGGCUCAACGUGCCCUGUAGACACUCUGACUCUGAACAGCCCGGCUCACUCACUGCAGCUGAACGGACGAGGUUCCUGCUCGUACAGCCACCGGCUCUUUUUUGGUUGUUUCACCCGGAAUACCAGCGGCUCGGUUCCCGUGUACUGUCGCUUCUUCGGUACCUAUAAGGAAUGCCCAGAGAGCUGACCCAGAACAGGAUCCAAAAGAUCUGGGUUCCCACCAAAGAUGACAAGCCGUCGCCCCGGAGAGCAGCUGGCGCACCCCACUUCGCCAACCCUCCCACCGUCAUCGUGAUGGUGGGUCUGCCGGCUCGAGGCAAGACGUACAUGUCCAAGAAACUCACCCGCUACCUCAACUGGAUCGGCAUGCCCACCAAAGUUUUCAACGUGGGAGAGUAUCGCAGGGAGGCGGUAAAGAAUUACAGCUCCUAUGACUUCUUCAAGCCUGAUAAUGAGUGUGCUGUGAAAAUCAGGCAGCAGUGUGCCUUAGCAGCCUUGAGGGAUGUCAAGUCCUAUUUGAAAGAUGAGGGAGGCCAAGUGGCGGUCUUUGAUGCCACAAACACAACAAGAGAAAGGCGAGACAUGAUCCUCAAGUUCGGCAACGAGAACGGCUUCAAGACCUUCUUCAUUGAGUCUGUGUGUGACGAUCCCAACGUCAUUGCCUCAAACAUCAUGGAAGUGAAGGUGUCGUGUCCGGACUACCGGGAUUGCAACAAGACAGACGCCAUGCUUGAUUUCCAGAGGAGAAUUGAAUGCUACAAAACUAGCUACCAACCUCUGGACCCCGAUCAUCACGACAGGGAUCUCUCAUUCAUCAAGGUGAUUGACGUAGGUCGGCGGUUCCUCGUCAACCGGAUCCAGGAUCACAUCCAGAGUAAGAUCGUCUACUACCUGAUGAACAUCCACGUUCAGCCCCGAACCAUCUACCUGUGUCGGCACGGAGAGAGCACCGACAACCUGGAGGGACGGCUCGGCGGCGACUCCGGCCUCUCGCCGCGGGGCAAACAGUUCUCAGCUGCCCUGGCUCGGUUUGUGGAGGAGCAGCAGCUGAAGGAUCUGAAGGUUUGGACCAGCCAGCUGUGUCGCAGCAUCCAGACCGUCGAGCACCUGGGGAUCCCCUAUGAACAGUGGAAGGCUCUUAAUGAGAUUGAUGCUGGAAUUUGUGAGGAGAUGACGUACGAUGAGGUGAAGGAGAAAUUCCCAGAGGAGUUUUUGUUGAGAGAUGAAGAUAAAUUCUACUACCGUUAUCCUGCUGGAGAGUCCUACCAGGACUUGGUCCAGCGGGUGGAGCCGGUCAUCAUGGAGCUGGAGAGGCAAGAGAACGUCCUGGUUAUUUGCCACCAGGCCGUCAUGCGCUGCCUGCUGGCCUACUUCCUGGAUAAGAGUGCAGAUGAGAUGCCGUACCUGAAGUGUCCCCUCCACACAGUGCUGAAGCUAACGCCGGUCGCCUACGGGUGCAAAGUGGAGUCCAUAUGUUUGAAUGUGGAGGCAGUGAACACCCACAGAGACAGACCGGAGGAGGUGAAGAGGGGUCCUGGCACCUUGAUCAGGAGGAACAGUGUGACUCCCCUGACCAGCCCCGAGUCGAACAUCAAGAAACCUCGCAUCGAUGACCUGGACGAGGCACCAAUCCGGGAGCUGCCUCCAUCUGUUGCAUCACUGGCGCUCUGCAGCCCAUCACACCUCCCUCUCGCCCUGGCUGGACAGAACCUGAGGAGGAGCUCAUCUGGCCGCCAUGACGUCCUGCAGCCCUGCCAAUGAAAUUGCACCGAUGUGUCACAAGGCUCAAGAGGCCGAAGAGUGGAUCAAUGACAGAGACACACGAAAUUGAAGUGAUUUUUUUCAAAAAGCAACAUUUCUCAGCUUGUAAAACUUCGAGGAUCAACUGGGUAAAUGAAUCAUUUUGUCAGCAAAGGACUCUGGUCACUGUCUCUUUAACUGUUCUGAAAGCACCAUGGUCCUUUAAUCGCUGUCUUGUGUUAUUUCAAAGCAAGACUCUUAAAUUCUCCAUUUCUUGCCAUUGUCAGACUUUUUCUUCCUGAGACUGAUGAAUCUGUGUUUUCUGGGAAACCUUUUACAAACUUGUGUGUGUGCGUGUGUGUGUGUGUGUGUGUGCGUGUGUGUGUGUGUGUGUGUGUGUAACGUUAUGCAGACUGAAGGAGGCAAACUGUGACUCGUUUUAAACCGACAGUCAUCCCUGUUACAUCUCACAGCUCAGAUGGCUCUCUGGGAACUCAGUUCCUUCUGGUUAAUUAUGUGGAGAGACCAAAGAUCUGACCCUCAUCUAACCCAGUUCAGCUCAUCCUUCUUUUCCAACCAGGUGUUCAUGGUUGUGUUGUUGAUUAACAGAAAGCGAAAGUAUCCAGUUUACAUUGUAAACUUCUCUGGAAGCACUGGCUGUUUCUCAUAUACAUGUUUUUCUUAAAAUGUGGCAGAGCGUCCUGAUUGAAUUGACUCUGCUGUAUACCGGCACGCUACAAAAUCAGUGAUUAUUUUGCACAGUGGGGGUAAAUUUUUACUUUUGUUUGGUUCAUGUGUCACUGUGUGUGUUUCAUGGUGAUGGAGGUGGUUUUUUUGCCGUAGAGUGCCUGUAGUGCUUGUUUUGCAAGCCUGACGCCGCUUCUCUUGCUAUUUCUCUGGACUUGGUUGCUUGAGGAGAGGCGCCACAUUUCACCUAAUAACUCCACAUAUCAUUUCAAUGUUAUGUUUUUCACAGUUUUGUGUAUUUAUUUUUCAUUGUGUGUAGUCUCAACGCUGUAGUUACUCGUUGAUCAUUUAACAAAGUUCUCUUUAUUUUCCUUGAUUUCAUUUUGCUGUCGUUGUCUGCUACGCACAAAUGUGAGCACCUAUAUUUUUGUUAUGACAAUGCGUGCUGUUAAUAAUAUCCUUGUAAAUUUUACUGUACAUAGAGUGUAACUGGAGAUGUGUGGGAGAUGACUUGGUCUCUUUUAAUGAAAAAAGUUUGUGUUUUUGUACUAAUGUGUUGGGAUUGAAUGAAAGCAGGAUAUCUGUUGAGAAAGAAGCUGCUGUUCACCUCUCACUCUCAGUAAAACUGUACGUUUGGUUGA